GCGGCGGACGGGCGGGCGGGCCAAUCCCAGCGCUCUCCGCGGCGCGCCAGCCGCCCAAGGCCACGCCGAAAAGUUUAGUAAAUAGCCUAGCGAGCCGGGUUCGCGGCCUCACCUGCUCCACUACUCACCGCGGACCGGCGGCGGCGGGCGCGUCAGGCGGAGAAGCCGCCGCCAGGAAUGAAUCUGAAGUCUGCUGCAAUAAAACACUGAAGGCUUUAAAAUGUUUUCUUGCAUAAAACUCAAACUUUAAGUAGCUGCUUAUGAGGAUAGGGAAGGCAGGAAGCUAAUGUCUGUCUCAAGAUACAGGACAGCUGUUUGCUCAUCAACCUCCACUGUCUUCAGAAUCCCACAGUACAGCAAUUAAGAAAUUGUUCUGCCUCCUUCUCGUUCCCAUUUUCCUCAUGAUCAUUUGGGACACCUGAUUGAUGCACCUGGUACCUUGUCUACCCACCAUAAAGGUCACAUUGCAAGGGGAGGGGAGCAGGACUUCCAGCUUGUCUGUGACCACCCAUAUGGACCAGCACAUACUUGGAUAAACUUACUACUCUGAUGGUUUUGGUCUUUCUGGAUCUUCAUGUAGAGGUGUACACCAGAGGAUUAUGGCUCAAGAAACAAAUCACAGCCAGGUGCCUAUGCUUUGUUCCACUGGCUGCGGAUUUUAUGGAAACCCUCGUACAAAUGGCAUGUGUUCAGUGUGCUAUAAAGAACAUCUUCAAAGACAGAAUAGUAGUAGUGGUAGAAUAAGCCCACCUGCAGCUUCUGUCAGUAGUCUAUCUGAAUCGUUACCAGUUCAGUGCACAGAUGGCAGUGUCCCAGAGGCUCAGUCAGCAUUAGACUCUACAUCUUCAUCUAUGCAGCCAAGCUCUGUAUCAAAUCAGUCACUAUUAUCAGAAUCUGUAGCAUCUUCCCAAGUGGACAGUACAUCUGUGGACAAAGCAGUACCUGAAACAGAAGAUCUGCAAGCUUCAGUGUCAGACACAGCACAGCAACCGUCUGAAGAGCAAAGCAAGUCCCUUGAAAAACCAAAACAGAAAAAGAACCGCUGUCUCAUGUGCAGAAAGAAAGUGGGGCUCACUGGGUUUGAAUGCCGCUGUGGAAAUGUUUACUGUGGUGUACACCGUUACUCAGAUGUGCACAAUUGCUCUUACAAUUACAAAGCUGAUGCUGCUGAGAAAAUCAGAAAAGAAAAUCCAGUAGUUGUUGGUGAAAAGAUACAGAAGAUUUGAACUCCUGCUGGAAUACAGAAUUCUUUGACCAUCUGCAAACUAAAGAUUGACUUGAGGUUUUUUUUUUUCCUAGUCACUGGGAAUGUAGAGCAAUGUAUCUUGCAUAGACCUUUUAAUCAUGCAUGUCAUCAGAAGAAUAGAUUUUUGUUUUUGUUUUGAAAAUGACUGAACAUUUAUUUCCAUUGCAGUUUUGUGGCUGAAAAGACUUAAACUUUACAAGUAUUAUCCUUUCAAGAUCAUUUUAAUUUUAGUUGAGUGCAGAGGGCUUUUAUAACAUGGAGAAAUUUUGGAGGGCUGUGAUUUUUCCAGUAUUAAACAUGCAUGCGUUAAUCUUGCAGUUUAUUUUCUCAUUGUGUAUGUAUAUAUAGCUUUUCUCUGCAGCACGAUUUCUCUUUUGAUAAUGCCCUUUCAGGCACACCUAGUUAUCAGUAAAUGAAUGUAUCUUAAUCAUUAUGGCUGCUUCUGUUUUUUCAUUAACAAAGGUUAUACAUAAGUUAGCAUAUAGUUUCUUUCCACCCACUAUUUAUGUCUGAAUCAUUUGUCACAGGAGAGUAUGUGCUGAUGAGAUUCUAAGUUGUUUUUUUUUUCUUUUCUUGAGCAAGGGAAGGAAGUGCUGUGUGCAUUUCACUGCUGACUGCAGGUUUCUUUCAGAUCCCGUUCACUGGUCUGUGUGUACAAUAUGAAGAAUGAUCUGAAGUAAUUGUGCUGUAUUUAUGUUUAUCCACCAGUCUUUGAUUAAAUAAAAAGGAAAGCCAGGA
Heterocephalus glaber (naked mole-rat) is the source of this 1984-nucleotide messenger RNA. It is a transcript of the gene Zfand6, whose product is annotated as zinc finger AN1-type containing 6. The record is from RefSeq and is a predicted model, not a curated record. Lineage: Eukaryota; Metazoa; Chordata; Mammalia; Rodentia; Bathyergidae. Gene Ontology annotation, biological process: protein targeting to peroxisome. Gene Ontology annotation, molecular function: polyubiquitin modification-dependent protein binding; zinc ion binding; DNA binding.